AUGGGGUCGUCGCAGUCAACAGAAAGAGAAAAUGCGCUUAGCAUGGGGCGGCUACGAGAAGAUAUGAAGCUCUACAAGCUGGUCGACAUGCAUGGUGGUGGAGAGCUAUUACCUUGUGGAGACUACUCGUUGAUCGAUGGCUACAUGGAAACGAAAGUGCGAGACUCCAUGUACAAUCAAGGAAAGGGCAAGCUAGUUACUGUAACCGAGCUCGUCAAAAUUCGAAACAAGGAGAGAAAUGACCGACUAAGUGCAUUCUCUAGGAAGAAAGGGAAAGGAAAGAGUGGUCCAAACGUACUGGAUGAGUUCAAGCAAGAGGGAGAAAACGUUGGAGACCUGAAAAAAGCUUUGAAGCUGCUCGAUGGUGGAGGAAAAGGAGGAAGGGGUGAAUCAAAGUACAGAGAAAUCGCUUGGAAAUUGGAAGAAAGAGGUGCUAUGGGGGAAACGAUAAUAGGUAUAUGCCUGCUUCAAGGAACUGACAUCCACAACAAAUUAGCAAUGAAAAUAAUUGAAACAUUUCCAAAACUUGUAAACGAUAUCAAUAUAUCGGAGGACUUCUAUGGGCUUUCACCUCUCCAUCAAGCCGUCAUCAAUCAGGAUUGCCAUAUGGUCUACGUACUGCUCAAGCGGGGUGCUGACGUGAACAUCCGAUGUUAUGGUGCUUUCUUCUGUGCUGAAGACCAGAAAGCGGGUCGCACAGAUUCACUUGAACACGAAUACGUUGAAUUGUCGCUGAAGACUAAUUAUACUGGUCAUAUGUAUUUUGGUGAAUAUCCACUGUCCUUCGCCGCCUGCAUGAACCAUCCAGAUUGUUAUCGGCUUCUUAUCGCUUUCAAGGCUAACCCAAAUGCUCAAGAUACUAAUGGCAAUACUGUUCUUCAUAUGUGCGUAAUACACGAAAACAUGGACAUGUUCCGACUUGCGAUGGAGUCUGGAGCUCGAAUCAAUAUUGCAAAUAAACAGAAUCUUACUCCUUUAACGCUGGCUGCAAAACUAGCGAAGAAGCAGAUGUUCAUGGAGAUCUUGGAACUGGAAGGUGGUUCCGUAUGGGCAUAUGGAGGAGCUGCCUCAACUGCUUAUCCGCUUUCAAAAAUCGACACAAUAAACGAGGUGACAGGAGAACUGAACGAAGCAAGUGCAUUGUCACUAGUAGUAUACGGGGAAACGAAAGAGCACCUGGAUCUUCUCGAUGGACUUCUUGAGACAGUUCUAGAAGCGAAAUGGCAAGCAUUCGGCAAAAGAAGAAUGCUGCGUUCACUGAUGGCAUUCACACUGUACUACAUGUUCCUCGUUCUAUCAUUCGUCCUGCGCCCAAUUGCCAUGUCAACUGCGGUGGGAAAACGCAACAUAGCAGAAAUGUAUUCUCAUCUCAAUACUUCAUUUACAGAAGUUUCCAUGGCGCAGUGCCACCUACGAAACUACUGGGAUGCAAAUCUCUCUGUGUGGCAUGGAUGGAUCCGCUUGGCAUCUGAAUCAGUGGUUCUCAUUUGUGUGAUUAUUCAGUUGUUUUUUGAAAUCAAAGAUGUAAAACGAAUAGGACGAGGAAAGUGUCAUCUUCUUUUCUUAAAUUUUUAUUUAAGUCCAGAACUUCUAGUUGUCGACAAUCUUCUGGCCACUCUGGUUAUUUUAUUCACGUCUGUUCAUUACCUAUACUACUGCCGGGCUGUAAAGUUCGUUGGACCCUUUGUUCUAAUGGUCUACACCAUUAUCGCGACAGAUAUUCGACGAUUCUUAAUGAUAUACGGAAUCUUCCUUAUAGGUUUCUCACAAGCAUUUUACUUGGUGUUCUUGAGCUGUGAGCGUGCCGAGGAAGAACAACAUCCCAGUUACAAAGACCAGGACAGAUUCCAAAACGUCAUACAGAAUCCAGCAGAAGCCUUCAUACGUACCUUUAUUUUAACCAUUGGAGAAUUCACUGUUCUCUACAGGAACUUGGCUAUGUGCCCAGCAAGAGUGAUGGUUUGGAUUGGUAAAGCAAUCUUUCUAAUAUUCGAGCUUGGAGUUUCUAUACUGCAAUUUAAUCUGCUGAUCGCUAUGAUGACGAGAACUUACGAAACAAUAUUCCGUACGAGGAAAGAAUACAAGCGGCAGUGGGCUCAAGUGAUAUUGAUGCUCGAGCUCUCCUUAGCGCCGAAAGAUCGACUCAUGUACCUCCUACAGUACUCACGUCCAACGGGAACAAACAAAAAAAUACGGAGUUUCGUUGUCAACAAGAACGCUUAUGUAAGUCGAUAUCAAUGUUUCCAAAUUCUCUGUGUACACGAAAAUAUCUUCCACGUAUUACAGCAAAAUAAAACGCCAGAAGAGGUAACACAGUUAAAAGAAGAAAAGGCUAAAAAGAUUAUCGAGGAAAGAAAGGUGUUAUUGAAGCGACGGUUGAAGGUAAGUUUUCGAACAACAUAA
This is a messenger RNA of Angiostrongylus costaricensis, 2403 nucleotides long. Lineage: Eukaryota; Metazoa; Nematoda; Chromadorea; Rhabditida; Metastrongylidae. The record is from the annotation of a GenBank genome assembly.